AUGCCACCCAAAACUAGCGGUAAGGCUGCCAAAAAAGCGGGCAAGGCGCAGAAGAAUAUCUCAAAAUCUGACAAGAAAAGAAGCGCAGGAGGAAGGAAAGUUACGCAAUUUACAUCUACAAAGUCUGAAGCAGGUACAUCCCGAUACGGGUAUAUCCAGCAAAGCGAUGAGCAUCAUGAACAGCUUCGUCAACGAUAUUUUCGAACGUAUCGCUGCGGAAGCUUCCAGAUUGGCACAUUACAACAAACGUGCCACGAUACUAGCAGAGAAAUUCAGACAGCCGUACGACUAUUGCUACCGGGAGAAUUGGCCAAGCACGCAGUCAGCGAAGGUACCAAAGCCGUCACCAUACACCAGUUCAAAAUAAUAUAG
Molecule: messenger RNA, 372 nt
Organism: Acanthoscelides obtectus
Lineage: Eukaryota; Metazoa; Arthropoda; Insecta; Coleoptera; Chrysomelidae
Source: the annotation of a GenBank genome assembly